This is a messenger RNA of Dendroctonus ponderosae (mountain pine beetle), 4236 nucleotides long. RefSeq names its product potassium voltage-gated channel subfamily KQT member 1. Lineage: Eukaryota; Metazoa; Arthropoda; Insecta; Coleoptera; Curculionidae. The transcript has 16 exons. Bases 359 to 2773 code for a protein of 804 amino acids. Gene Ontology annotation, biological process: transmembrane transport; potassium ion transport. Gene Ontology annotation, molecular function: voltage-gated potassium channel activity. The record is from RefSeq and is a predicted model, not a curated record. Gene Ontology annotation, cellular component: membrane.
CGCUCCCGACCAUGGAGUCAGAUAACUACAAUAUGAAGCGCUGUAUGAUUGGACGUGAAAAAUUGCGCUCCAACUUUGCAAUUUCAAAGUUUUGCAAAAAAGCGUUGUUGGAAAUGGAGCCAAAUUGUAAAUAAAUUCGACAGAAAUGUAUCGUGCAUUGGACACUUGUUGGUGCCGAAAUGAAUUUUAUUUAUUGAAGUGUAUAGCGCGAUCGGGAAAACUUCAGUGUAACAUGGAACGUCCCAAGACUUAUUAGUUAAGUGAUCGUGGUACUUUAAUAGACAAAAAUUAGAAGGUAUUUCAUUUUUUGCCGAUCAUUUAUUACGACGACUCUGUGAUUCUAUAUGGGAAACUGUCGAUGAUAAUGCAAGACCUCAUAUAUUUCAGAUCUGCAUUGGAAGAAAACAAUCAAAAAGCUCCAGAGGGGCGACUUUUCCAGCCUAGAAUGUCGCUGCUGGGAAAGCCCCUAAACUACAGAGCAUCUCGUCGUGAUGCCAGAUAUAGAAGAUUACAGACCCGGAUUCACAAUUUUCUAGAAAGGCCUAGAGGGUUCGCAUUCAUUUACCAUUUCCUGGUGUUUGUUCUGGUCUUCACUGGUUUGGCUUUAAGCGUGUUCUGUACUAUUCAAGAAUUUGAAAAGCAAGCAGGCGAUGUAUUGGUGUACAUGGAAUCAAUCGUCUGCACCAUCUUUUUCUUUGAAUUAGUGCUAAGAACGUGGUCCUCAGGAUGCCGAUCUCGCUACCAAGGCUUUUGUGGUAAAUUAAAAUUCCUAAGGAGCCCUUAUUGCCUCAUAGAUAUUGCGACCAUAAUAGCGUCAGUAGUAGUUGUGAUAAUUACCAUCAAAUCCGGAGGCCAAGUGCUGGCCGCGAGUGCUUUAAGAGGUUUGAGGUUCUUUCAAAUAUUGAGAAUGGCUCGUAUGGAUAGACGAGGAGGAACCUGGAAACUUCUAAUAUCAGUCAUUUACGCACACCGACAGGAAUUAAUGACAACAUUAUAUAUUGGAUUUCUAGGCCUAAUUUUGGCAUCGUUCGUUGUUUUUCUAGUAGAAAAAGACUUACCCAAUACGAAGUUUACCAAUUUUGCUCAAGCCUUGUGGUGGGGCGUGAUAACGCUAUGCACUGUUGGGUACGGCGACAUGGUUCCAGAGACUUGGCAAGGGAAAAUUAUUGCAUCUUUUUGCUCUUUGCUGGGAAUCUCGUUUUUCGCUCUACCAGCUGGAAUUUUGGGAUCCGGAUUUGCCCUCAAAGUGCAAGAACAACAGAGGCAGAAGCACAUGAUUAGAAGAAGGCAACCUGCUGCCACGCUUAUUCAAUCUAUUUGGAGGUGUUACGCUGCUGAUGAAAAAUCAAUGUCCGAGGCAACUUGGAAAAUUCAUCAAGUUCGAUACAGUCCUCCAGCAAGGUUAGCUAGUAGCUUUCGACACAAUGCUUCUUUCGUUGGACGAUUUUCAACCAUUCGACGAAAUCGAAGUCCAGCACCAUGUACCAUUCCACCAUCUCCAGCCCGCGUUCAUAACAAAACACUUGCCAGAAUGAACUCAACUUCAGAUUAUGUUGGUAGCAGGAACAGUAGCUACGGAAACAGGAAUAAUUUAAACCCCAACUUCAUUGACGAUUCUACUGCAGUCAACGACACUAAAAUUAAUGUCGAGAACCAGGAUGAUGAUGAUGACGAGCCACAACUACUGCAACUCACCUCCCAACACAAAGCAGCUAUCAGGGCAAUUCGCAAAAUAAAAUAUUUCGUUGCUCGACGGAAAUUCCGAGAGGCUCUAAAGCCAUACGACGUUAAGGACGUUAUUGAGCAGUAUUCUUCUGGUCAUGCAGACUUGCUAAAUCGGGUGAAAAAUCUGCAAUACAGAUUGGAUCAAAUUCUUGGAAAACAAGGUUCGAAGUCCAAAGACGUGUACGUUUCAAAGAUUUGCUUAGCUGCCAGAGUCGUUACUGUAGAGAGACAAGUUGAUGAUAUCUACUCAAAGAUCGAUCAGUUCUUCGACCUAUACAUGGAGGAUCGAAAGUGUUUUAUUCCAAACACUAGUCACCGCCAGAUGGUUCCUACGGGUUCUCCACUUGACGAUGAUGACGAUAUUCCACCCGCAAGUUUGAAAACAGGAACAACCAUCACAAACCACUGGAAUUCUGGAGUAAAGCCCAAGUCAAUUCUUGUAGAAAAACAAUCGUCGGUUCCCAGCUUGCCCAACAUCAGAGAAUUGGAUGAUAAUGGAACGGAAAUUUCCUUCAUAAACCGCCCUAGAUAUUAUCGUGGAUAUUCGGAUAGCGGAACUCGAUUGAAGAAACAUGUUACUCUCAGUUCUCCGUGCUCAUAUUCCGAGAUGCCAUACAACGGCCGAAAAAGAUCUGACGAAGACAACGAAAUAGUGACUCUAAUUGUACCACAGAUCCAAAAAAAAUCGCUACUUAGAGUACCAUCUGAUGGUGACGAAGCCAAAAGUACGCAAAGUUCACCAGAGUUUCCCGAGCCUUCUACCUCAGGUCUAUCUACCGAGGUAUCACUCGACAACGAAUCUGGAGAAAACGGUUAUGAAGACGAGGACUAUGAUGCUGCAGAUAACUCCGAUCAUGAAUUAGACGAAGAGGCGGAUGAAAUCGAAGAUGAAGCCAACGAAACAACCUUACUCUGUCCUGCCGCAAACCAAAACGAAAUUAUAAUUACUCCAAGUACUCUCAAUUGUGCAUCGAAAGUGGACGUAGCUACUGAAGAUAUCUACAUGACCAACUUCAAAGUACCACAUAAACGUUAUCAUCGAGAUUAAUUGUUUACAGCGCUCAUUCCUAGUCAAAAACUGCUAUAGCAAAGAACAUUAGGUCAUGAAUCAGUCAAAAUGUUUCCAGGCCGGAAUAAAGUGAGUAUCGAAUUUCCCAUAUAAAAAUAAUUUUUGCGGUAUGUAGUUUCUCUUGACUGUAGUGAUUUUUCGCAUACUUGAGUGAUUUGGAUCUGAGAUGUCAUUGUUUUUUUUUUGGAUUUGCUCCUUGUUGUAGGUAUUUAUUCAAUAACAUUAAGAUUAAAGUAAUGCAUUAGUGUUUGGUUUGUUAAAUAAUAGUUCAUUUUGAAACGUAAAGAAAUUUAUUCAGUACUGUAACUUCAACACAACUGUUCAACAGUGCAUCGCAUUUUAAAUGAUUGAGCCAAUCCAUUUACUCAUAGCUUUUUUUUCAAUUCAUCAAAUCCUUUCAAUGCUUUCUGUCAAUUAGAUAUUAUUCUGUUUGAGACAUUUGGCCCCCAUUGCGUAAAAAUAGUGUUGAUAUGUUGAUGUUGGUACGGAGGCGAAGAAUUAUUUUUUUUUGCUAAUAGAUUAAAAAUUGAUCUCAUUUAAGGUGAACAUGAAUAUUUAAUUUAAUGUAGGUACUACCUUAGUUUCUGCUAUGUUUUCACUCUUCUUAAAUUUAUCACAAUUAAAUUCAUAUUUUAACAUUCAAUAUUUAAUAUUGAAUUUUUUCACUCUCUCUUAGCGUUAUAUAUAAAUAAUUAUGGUGCUCUCCAUAUGUAAUUAUUGUAGAUACAUAAAUAAAGCGCUUGUCUAUUAAAAUGUAUUAUUCGCAGUUGUAAAGCAGGAUUCAGUGAGUUAAGAGAUAAGCUUAAGAAAAUCUAGUAAGAAAAAGUGAAGGAAGUCAUAAUAGCACUUUGAAAAAGUUUCUAAAAUAUUUUAUCUCAUGUCGUAAUAAACAUUUCUAGACAGGUGACUUUAUAAGUUGAGAUGUAAGACUAAUGUUUAAUGUUUUAUAUUUACCGUGCUCAACUCACAAUAACCAUUUUCAUGCAAAACAGAUCUGUUCUAGCAAAAAAAACGAAUAUUAGCGGAAUUCUCCAUCGAUGGGCGGAUUUUACAGAGGAUUUAUAACAUUUUCGAGAUAAAUAUGUACUAGUAUUUUAUGUUUAGUGGGUAAAAUAUAACAACUACAAUUCCUGUCGCACUGGUAAAACUGUAUCAACAUAUUUCAAAUAGUUGCAUUGGCUGAUUUUUCAGUCAUAAAUGUGUGAAAUAAGGUACAAGGUUUGGUGGCGUCAAAAGCAAUCACUCAGACCAGAUCCUCACCUAAUUCUGUAUUUAAGUGCAGGAUUUUGGAUGUGCCAAUUGCAAGCUAAACCCAGCGGAUAAGAGCUAAUAGGUCCUAAACCCGUCUUGGGACAGCUUGUUUUGACACAGCCAAAAACCUAUUCCUUAUUUGUUCUUGUAUGUUGCCUAUGGAACGGAAGUGUUUUUGCCCAUUGUCAUAA